This is a messenger RNA of Sus scrofa (pig), 2043 nucleotides long. The record is from RefSeq and is a predicted model, not a curated record. Lineage: Eukaryota; Metazoa; Chordata; Mammalia; Artiodactyla; Suidae.
GUUUGCUCACUCGUCUGGCUCGCCGUGAACCAUGAGGGCUAAGGGCUAUUUCUGCCCUGGCCGCCAGGUCCACAGCACCCAGCACAGGGCCAGGCAGAUUCUGGCCUCUUUGGAAGAAUAGAUUAGUCUUUCCUCAGUCCCCGCUGAACACUUUCUCCGCUUCAGCUGCUGCAGAUGCUGUUUGAGGAAGCUCUUCCGCUCAGGGGCUCUGAUGCUGUGCUUAGUACUCUCAGCCUGGUGCAGGGUGGUGGAAAAUGCCAGGGAAGUGGAGGUGUCUGACUCAAGAGCUGCCUCAGAGCUGUACCUGCAGGCUAAAGGUGGUGAGGGCAGGACCUGCUCUCUGCUCACUGUCACUAUGUCUUGCCCAGCUCCUGACCCUCCUGAGGGGCCUGGGACUCAGGGCAUGUGGCGAGGUGCCUUGCGGAUCCUGCAGCUCCCGGGAUCCCUAGACUGUCCCCUGCUGCAGGUGCUCGCAGGUACCGCUGUUGGUGAGAAGAUGGAGGGCUCCCUGCCCUGGAUUGUCCUAUGGCUCCUGGAAGGAAACAACUACAGCAGUCUUCUUCUUCGCCUGGACCCUCAAGGUGGCAACCUGAGCUUGCUCCAGGCUGCUCUCUUGGGGGCGGCAGGAAGGAGGAUGCAGGUGAAACAGGUGAGGCCCACCCUGUGGGAUGCAGGAGAAGAGGCCCGGGCCCGCCGCGCUGCCCUCAAGAGCUUACGUUCGGGUCUCCUUGGGGACACCCUGACAGAAGGUGGGCUCAGCCAGCUGGGCAGAGCUCUGCGGGAGUUGCGGGUGGUAAAAGCCUGGAGCCGGUGCUCAGGAAGCCGGAUGCUCAACGUGGUUGAAGCUGAGGCUGCAGGGCUCCCAGAACCCCAGGUGACAGAUUCAACAGCAAGCGUCGGCCCAGGCCUCCAGCGGGGAGCUGGGUCUUUCCUCCUUUCGUGUGCUCAACUGCGUUUCCCUCCAGUGGCGGGAGGAACAGCAUCUGUAGGACCUGGGCUCCAGCAAAUGCAUCCUCUCGGGGCCUCUGAGGAACAGGCCCAGCAGGCCCCAGACGUGCCCCUGCAGUUCUUCCUGGCUCAGGCCCGGAGGCAGAGACUGAGAGAACAGCACCGAAUUUGGGUCCAAGAGGAACUGAAGCAUUUGGAACAAGAGGAAGAGGUGGUGGCUGGUGGUCGAGUCAAAGGCCUGGCGGCAGGAGGAGAGGCCUCCAAGGAGCAGCAGAGAUGGCACCGGGAGCAGUCAGUGCUGAGACUCCAGCUGGAGGCCCUCCAGGCAGAACGGGACACUGCGGAGCAGGACCUGGUGGCUCUCUAUGACCUGCACGUACAGGCUGCCCGAGCUCGGACGUGCCACGUGCUGCAGGUAUUCCGUGCCUGGCGGGGGCUGUGGGAGGAGCAGGUCACGGCUGCAGAGUAUCACUACCGCAGCCUGCUGGCUGGCGUCCUGCAAGACACCAUCGACCUGGCCACACAGAACCGGGAGCUCCAAGCCCAGAACCAGCAGCUUCAACAGAGCAGGCUGCGAGCAGUCAAGCCGGAGGAGAAAUCUGCUGAUCAGGAGUCCUUUGGGGGCAGUGUCCUCCCUCCUCAGUCUUAAAAGUUCUGGAAGGGACAGGAAGUUGGGACACAACAGCCAAGCAACCUUCCUUAUGGACAAUCAAUACCACCGCUCAUCAGGUCUCAUUCCGCUGAGUCCCUAAUAGCCCUUAUUUGAUUCAGCCUUCUCCACCACCCCACACAGUAGGAGGUACCAUUUGGCCCCCUUUUCAGAGAUAAGCCAACCAAAGCUAGAAGAGGUUAAGGAACUAUUUAAGGACAGUAAGCCAGUAAGUGACAGAGCCAGAAUCCACACUCAAGCCUGGUGGGCUAGAUACGGUACCACGCUGUGGACAAUACUGGCUCACAAGUUGAAAUGUGCAUUGGUCUCACCUAAGGAGCUUGCUGGAGUGGAAAAAAAGAAAAAAAAGAAAAAAAAAAAAAAAAAAAAGACUCCCAAACCCCACCCCCUAACAUUCUGCUUCAACAGGUUCAACAGGUCUGGGA